Molecule: messenger RNA, 807 nt
Organism: Sorex fumeus (smoky shrew)
Lineage: Eukaryota; Metazoa; Chordata; Mammalia; Eulipotyphla; Soricidae
Gene: PI15
Product: peptidase inhibitor 15
Exons: 6
Coding region: 1-807 (268 amino acids)
Cellular component (GO): extracellular region
Source: RefSeq, a predicted model, not a curated record
AUGAACAACUGGAGGACAUCUUCACCACUCAAAAUGAUAGCCAAUUGUGCCUUUAGUGCGCUCCUGCUCUCCCUCCUCUGUGAGGCAAGUGCCUUCGCCUUACUCAAUUCCACUGACUCAUCUCCGCCAACCAAUAAUCUCACUGGGAUUGAAGCAGCUCUAACAGCACCACUAGUUUCUGCGGAUAUCCCCAAAGCAAGGCGGAAGCGCUACAUUUCGCAGAAUGACAUGAUCGCGAUUCUUGAUUAUCAUAAUCAAGUUCGGGGCAAAGUGUUCCCACCGGCUGCAAAUAUGGAAUAUAUGAUUUGGGAUGCAAAUCUUGCAAAAUCUGCAGAGGCUUGGGCAGCUACUUGUAUUUGGGAACAUGGACCUUCUUAUUUACUGCGAUUUUUUGGACAAAAUCUGUCUGUAAGAACUGGAAGAUAUCGCUCUAUUCUCCAAUUGGUCAAGCCAUGGUAUGAUGAAGUGAAAGACUAUGCUUUUCCAUAUCCCCGGGAUUGCAACCCUAGAUGUCCUAUGAGAUGCUUUGGACCCAUGUGUACACAUUACACACAGAUGGUUUGGGCCACUUCCAGUCGAAUAGGAUGUGCAAUUCAGACUUGUCAAAAUAUGAAUGUCUGGGGAACUAUAUGGCGGCAAGCAGUUUACUUGGUAUGCAACUAUUCUCCAAAGGGCAAUUGGAUUGGAGAAGCACCAUAUAAAGUAGGGGUACCAUGUUCAGCCUGCCCUCCAACUUACGGUGGAUCUUGUACCAAUAAUCUUUGUUUUCCUGGAGUAACUUCAAACUACCUAUAUGGAUUUAAGUAA